AUGUCCGGCCAACAAAAAACCGCCAUUCUCUCCGUCUACGAUAAGACUGGUCUUCUGGACCUUGCUAAGGGUCUUGUCGAUAAUGGUGUCCGUAUCCUUGCCUCUGGCGGUACUGCUAAAAUGGUCCGUGGCGCCGGGUUCCCCGUCGAAGACGUCAGCUCUAUCACUCACGCCCCUGAAAUGCUUGGUGGUCGUGUUAAGACUCUUCACCCAGCUGUUCACGGUGGUAUUCUCGCCAGAAACAUUGAGUCCGAUGAAAAGGACCUCGAGGCCCAGAACAUUGACAAGGUCGACUUUGUCGUCUGCAACCUCUACCCCUUCAAGGAGACUGUCUCCAAGGUUAACGUUACCAUUGACGAGGCCGUUGAGGAAAUCGACAUUGGUGGUGUCACUCUGCUCCGUGCUGCCGCCAAGAAUCACUCCCGUGUCACUAUUCUCUCGGACCCCUCCGAUUACCAUAUCUUCAUCCAAGAACUUUCUCAAGGUGGUGUUUCCGCCGAGACCCGCAACCGCCUUGCCCUCAAGGCCUUUGAGCACACUGCUGAGUACGACUCUACCAUUGCUGACUUCUUCCGCAAGCAAUACUCUGAGGAUAUUACUUAUCUCCCCCUCCGUUAUGGUGCCAACCCUCACCAAAAGCCCGCCCAGGCUUUUGUCACCAAGGGUGAGCUCCCCUUCAAGGUCCUGUCCGGAUCUCCUGGUUACAUUAACCUUCUCGAUGCCCUCAACUCUUGGCCUCUUGUGAAGGAGCUCUCUGCUGCUCUUUCUCUUCCUGCAGCUGCUUCCUUCAAGCAUGUUUCCCCCGCCGGUGCCGCCGUCGGUCUCCCCCUCUCUGAUGUCGAGAAGAAGCUCUACUUUGUUUCUGACAUUGAGAACCUCUCCCCCCUCGCCAAUGCCUACGCCCGUGCUCGUGGUGCUGACCGCAUGUCUUCCUUUGGCGACUGGAUUGCUCUUUCCAACAUUGUCGAUCUCCCCACCGCCCAGAUCAUCUCCAAGGAGGUCAGUGACGGUGUCAUUGCUCCUGGCUACGAGCCCGCUGCUCUCGAGAUUCUGAAGAAGAAGAAGGGUGGCAAGUACUGCGUUCUCCAAAUCGACCCCAACUACAACCCUGACUUGAUUGAGACCCGCCAGGUUUACGGUGUUUCUCUUCAACAAAAGCGCAAUGAUGCCAUCAUCAAUGCCUCUACAUUCAAGGAGAUUGUCUCUGACAAGAAGGAUCUCCCCGAGCAGGCCAUUAUCGACCUUACUGUCGCUACCAUUGCUCUUAAGUACACUCAGUCCAACUCUGUUUGCUACGCCAAGAACGGUAUGGUCAUUGGUCUGGGUGCUGGUCAGCAGUCCCGUAUCCACUGCACUCGUCUUGCUGGUGACAAGGCUGACAACUGGUGGCUCCGUCAGCACCCCCGUGUCCUUGCCUUUAAGUGGGCUCCUGGCACUAAGCGUCCCGAUAAGAGUAACGCCAUUGACCUCUACGUCUCCAACCAGAUCCCCACUGAGGGCCCUGAGAAGGUCGAGUACGAGUCUAAGUUUGCUGAGAUUCCUACUCCUCUGACUGCUGAGGAGCGCAAGGAGUGGAUCUCCAAGAACACUGGUGUUGCUCUUGCCUCCGAUGCCUUCUUCCCCUUCCCUGACAAUGUCUACAGAGCUGUUAGAUCUGGCGCCAGCUACAUCUCUGCUCCCUUUGGCUCUGUCCAGGACAAGGCUGUUCUUGCUGCUGCCAACUCUUUUGACUUGGUUUACGUCGAGAACAAUAUUAGACUUUUCCACCAUUAA
This is a messenger RNA of Magnusiomyces paraingens, 1773 nucleotides long. RefSeq lists its product as uncharacterized. Gene Ontology annotation, biological process: 'de novo' IMP biosynthetic process. Gene Ontology annotation, cellular component: cytosol. The transcript has 2 exons. Lineage: Eukaryota; Fungi; Ascomycota; Dipodascomycetes; Dipodascales; Dipodascaceae. Gene Ontology annotation, molecular function: phosphoribosylaminoimidazolecarboxamide formyltransferase activity; IMP cyclohydrolase activity. The record is from RefSeq and is a predicted model, not a curated record. The coding region runs from base 1 to 1773 and encodes 590 amino acids.